Messenger RNA from Miscanthus lutarioriparius, 2469 nucleotides. The record is from the annotation of a GenBank genome assembly. NCBI's taxonomy places the organism in Eukaryota, Viridiplantae, Streptophyta, Magnoliopsida, Poales, Poaceae.
AUGGCGACCGCCGCCGCUACGGCGCCUCACCCGACUCCGCCGACGCCGCUCCAGCAGCAACAGCACCAGCAACACAAGGAACAGCAGCAGAAGGCGCUGUCCGUGAACGCAAUCCGCCUGCAGGCGAUCGGCGACCGCCUCAAGGCCCACCUGCGCGGCAUGAACGUCCCUCCAAUGGCCGAGUUCGCCCACCUCAUCUACGCGUUUGCCAGAGGGAUUGACUUCGCGGUCUCAGCUGGUAAUAUUCCUCAGAUGGCCGGUGACAUACCCGACAUUCUGAGAAAGGUAUAUGACCUGAGGAGAGAAAUGUUUAUACAAUCAUCGCUUAUGGUACUAGUGAUAUCUUGCAAGAAUGCUUGUUCCAAUAAUUGGUUUCAACCUGCAGAUUCCAGAGACAUUUUCAGAAUGGCCAAUGAGCUCUCUGGCAACUUCUGCACAUCCACAGGCCAGGCAGCUAGUGACAGCACUGUGCUUGAAAUUAUAUCACAAAUAAUGCCAAGGUAUUACCCUCGGUUGAAGUUUGAGCGCCUAAUCACUUCUAUUGAAGCAAAGGUUGGCUAUGAUAUAUUAAUGGCUGACUUCUUUAUUGAGAGGAACCUAUCUCGAGAUGAAAAGAUUAGACUAAUUGUCGUACACAAGGAAAAUUUAGAUGCCUCGUCAUGUGUUUCAAGCCCACCACAUGUGAGCUUUUUGGUCAAUGGGAGGGGUGUGGACAGGAGGACUAAUGUUUCAAUGGAACCAGGACCCCAGUUCCCUACUGAUAUCACCAAAAUGCUCAAAUAUGGGGCUAACAUUAUCCAAGCUGUUGGAUACUUUAAUGCUAAUUAUAUCAUAGCUGUAGCAUUUGUGAACGAUUUGACAUCCUUCAGUGCUCCAAAACUGGAUGACUAUGCGCAACCUAUCACUGUUUAUCCUGCAGAUUCUGAUGUACUUGAGGGACCAUCAAGAGUUUCCCUAAAUUGUCCUAUAAGUUUUAGGCGCAUAAAAACUCCUAUCAAAGGGCGUCUUUGCAAGCACUAUCAGAUACUAGAAGAGACUGGUGAUGAUGUCACUGGUGUCCUUGUAUUUGCUGAUGGAUCUUGGAAAGCUGAUCCAGCUCAGGAUGAAAAAUCUGAUAGACAUAGAGGUGAUGCCAUUCAGCAGACUGGAGAUUCUAUAGAAACUGAUUCACCUUCUUCAGAUGUCAUAGAUCUGAUAAAUGGCAAUGACGAUGGUGAUUUGCAAAUGGAUUGGGUAUCGGCUCCAGAAGAUACUAAGCCUCUGUUGAAUAGUCAAGAUUUGUCUGUGUCAGACUAUCUUACAGAUCUCCCUAUGGCAGUCCAGACAGAAGAUCUGUAUCGAGGGGAUGGAAAUAAUGGGGGAAGCAACAUGGCUUUCACUUCUCGUCAAAAUUUGUUACUACCACCUACUAGUGGGCUGGGCUCAAGUUCAUUUGGUACCUUGGAAUCUAUUCUACCUCAAAAUGUUCUGCGCUCUGUUAUCACAGAUGCUGUCUCUCCUUCUCUUGAAACCUCUACUUCAACAUCUGGCAUGCAACAUGUUUCACAGGAAACACAUUGUGGAACUGUACAGUUGCCGGCACAAAUAGGUCCAGUACAUGGAUCAGAAGUGAGAAGGCUUCCUAUACCUAGAAAUCCCAGGAGAGAGCCAGUAGGAGUCCAGGCAUUGGCAGUUCCACAACAGAAUCCUGGGUCAUCAACAAGGUUGCAGCCAAAUAUCCUCAAUUGUCCACCUCCUAUCCCGCUAUCUAGUCCAUCUUCUUCCACUUACCAAACACAUCAAGUGACGAAUCCAGACAGUGUCAUUGCUCCAAUGAACAGUGGUAGUGGGCCAUUACCAAGGACUCCUAGUGCUGCUGCGUCAUUGCACCUACAGUCAACAGCACGGGACAUUCGCAACACAUCGAGCCAUCUACCCAGUCGACUUGUUGGUCUGCCUGCGCCACACCUCAUGGGUGCACGACCACCACCAGCAAUUUCAGGACAGGCUGGAGGAGCGAACGCCUACAGACCUAUGCAACAGACUCCGACUCUCGAUCAACUGAGGCACACACGGAUGAACAUGAACCAAACGGCACUGGCUGCCGCAGGCCAAACCACCUCUGCUGCACAUGUCCGACCAACCCAAGCAGACAUCCAAAGCCAUCUCUUUCCCGCGCAGCAAAGCCAGGCACCGAGAUCGCAACCAGUGCCACGGUCAGGAAGUCCUUCGCCUCUACAGCGGGUGCCACCACAUCUGCAACAGCCUAGUGUACCACCCACUGUUCCAAGCACACCUCAGGCUGGAUCUCCACAUGGUCUUCCACCAGAGCUCCCUGUGGAUGAGAGCUGGCGCCCCUCGGGACAGAUGAGAGGGAGUCUGACAGGCAAUGCUUACAGUUCUGCGAUUCGGCACUAUCGGGGCCAGUCUGAGCAGCAGCAGGGCCAGCCUCGGCCUCCCAGCACUUCUGGCGCGCGAAGGCCUCAGUAA